Arctia plantaginis is the source of this 1050-nucleotide messenger RNA. The record is from the annotation of a GenBank genome assembly. Lineage: Eukaryota; Metazoa; Arthropoda; Insecta; Lepidoptera; Erebidae.
AUGAGUUAUUUAGAAAAGGUCGACAGAUACCUGGACUCCCUCAAAGUCGGGAAAAGCGCAAUGGUGGACUCCUGGUUCAUGAUGUCAAGUCCUAUGCCAAUUCUUUCGGUCGUGGUGGCAUACCUGAUCCUCAUUCGCAUUGGACCAAAAAUUAUGAAGAACCGACCACCGUUACAGAUGAACAAGCUCAUCGCUUACUACAAUGCUUCGCAAGUUUUCUUGGCUGCUAUGAUUUGUUUUAAGGUGUUCACAUUAAACCUCUUCAGGGAUGGCAUCAUUUACGCAGGGUGUCGCUAUCCAUCCAAUACUCAAAAUCCAUGGUUGCUGGAUUUGGGAUGGUGGUAUUUCUUUGCGAAAUUUACUGAGCUUCUGGACACAGUAUUCUUUAUACUCAGAAAGAAGGAAAAACAGGUGACGUUCCUCCAUGUAUACCAUCACGUGAUUAUGGCCCUCUAUUCCUGGAGUUAUCUCAAGUUUGCAGCUGGAGGAGAGGGGGCUGUGCUUGCUCUUUUAAACUCCUUCGUCCAUGUUGUUAUGUAUUCCUAUUACUUGCUGUCAGGUCUGGGACCCAGGUUUCAAAAGUAUUUAUGGUGGAAGAAAUACGUUACUAAGUUACAGUUGAUUCAAUUUAUGUUAAUGCUUGCCUACUGCAGCUGGACACAUUUUUCUCCACGUUGUCAAUACGCAUCUGGUUUUACUUAUUUCAUCUGCUCAAACAUUACAAUUUUCCUAUUUCUUUUCCUCAAUUUCUACUAUAAGAGCUACAAAAAGAGUAGAACGGAAAAAGAAAUCAAAGAUGAGUAUGAAAAAGCUCAUAAUGGUGCUCAAACUAGUAAAAAUGGGGUCUGUAAAAACGGAGUCAAACAGAAGAAAGAAAAUGGAGUGCAUGCAUGUGUUUGUAAAACCAUUUCAAAUUUAGAAGAUGACGUUCCUUAUGAUAUUAAAGCAGGAGGAGAUUACAUUCAUGAUUCAAAUUUCAUCUUAUCAAGACGUACAGGUAAAACAACUUAUGGUGCGGAAUAUGACUUUGAUAGUAUAAUAAAGAAAUGA